UAUUGGUUUCCAGAACCCUGUCCGUUUCGUAUCUGCAAGGUUGCUGCUCGGGUGCGGACGUUAACCCCUUGAGCGUCGUGGCUGAGUCGGGCAACCCUCACUACAAUAUUUGAAGGACGAAAGAAGGCGAGAAGAGGAUCGGUAUACGUGAUCAGUUCAGGUUCAGCGGUGUUCGUGUUUGGUGUACUUCUUUUGCGAUCUCUACGGUAUUUGGAAGCGGAGUUUGUUACGCGAUCUCUUUGAGCUUGAGCGGUGAAACUUUGUCAGAAGAGAACGAUAAUUCAAUAACAUCAAACGUCGAUAUCAACACACGCGUUUGGUGUCGGCAUAGACCAUGUCGCCAUCACAACCACAACCACCACAUACAUCCCAGGGUGACAACGAAGCACCAGCACCCGGCCGCGCAUCCCUCUCCAACCCCCGCGGCAACGCACCACGCGCCGUCCGCUUCUCCUCCGAAGUACAAUCAUACACCGACCGCCCCCGCCCUGUCGUAUCUGCCCAAAUCGACGUCGCGGAGGCACUUGCGCGCUUGCCACAGGCCAAUAUCACGGAAGAAGACGACAAUGUGCGCAUUCAUGAGAUUCCGCGUACUCCGACACGGGAAUCGAGCGUGAAGGGGAGGGUGUUGCAGACCGUGGUGGACAGUCCUGCGAGUAGCACGGAUGAUUUGAGUACGACGGGGUUGAUGCCAAAGAGAAAUCGAGGUUACUCGCUCCGAACACAGCUCUUUCAGCGGAGGGCACAGGAUGAUGUCACGCCGUCGCCGCCGACGGGACAGGGAUUGGCUCGGUUUGAAACGAUUCCGUUGCAGGAGGGUGUUGGGCAGGGAAAUGGACGCAGGGGGGACAAUGAAGAGGAGAGUGCGGAGAAACAGGGAAGGAGGACGUUGUUGUCGCAGUACACCGACAAGGCGUUGCCAAAUUAUUCGAAGUGGGCGGUGAAGAGGCAGGGUGGGGCUCUGAAACGGAGGGUUGUUGAGGGGUAUGAGUUCCUUCGGGACUUGGCGCUCCGCAGGCAACAGUUCGAAGACAACGGCGAAGGCCGCGUGCUUCUUCUCGACGCUCAACACAAAGACCCUCUCAUCGACCCUCGCACCAACAAACCCUAUAUCGACAACCUCAUCGUCUCCUCCCGCUACACAAUCUACAACUUCCUCCCAAGACAACUCUACGCACAAUUCUCCAAAAUCGCAAAUUGCUAUUUCCUCCUCGUCUCGAUCAUGCAGAUGAUCCCCGGAUGGAGUACGACUGGAAACUACACCACGAUCGUGCCAUUGUUAUUCUUUCUGAGUAUUUCGAUGGCGAGAGAGGGGUUUGAUGACAUUCGAAGGUAUCGGUUGGAUAAGGUGGAGAAUAACCAGGAAACGGAGGUGUUUCGGGCGUAUCAGCCUACGGAGCCAGGGGAGAGCAUGGGACCGAGGGUGUGGCAAAAAAUCAAGUGGAAGGAUAUCAGGGUUGGUGAUGUCGUCCGGUUGCAUCAGAAUGAAUGGGUUCCGGCAGAUUUGUUGUUGCUGAAUUCGGGUGGGGAGAAUGGGGUUGCGUAUAUCGAGACGAUGGCUUUGGAUGGAGAGACGAAUUUGAAGACGCGUCAGGCUCUGCCGAAAAUUCGUGAGCAUUGCGCGACGGAUGAGGCGUUGGCGACUUUUAGGACUGAGAUCACGGUCGAGCAGCCAAACCAGGAUCUCUACAACUUCGAUGGAAAGAUCGCGAUGGAUGGGGAUAUGAUCCCGGUGACGAAUAACGACAUCCUCUAUCGUGGGAGUAUCCUAAGGAAUACGCCCAGUAUCACCGGAUUCGUUAUUUUCUCGGGCGAGGAGACGAAAAUCAGGAUGAAUGCGUCCAAGAACGCGCGUACGAAGGCCCCGACGAUGCAGAAGAGUGUCAACAAGGUCGUCGUUAUUAUCGUGAUCUUCGUCAUCCUGCUUGCGGUAUUUUGUACUGCUGCGUACCAGAUCUGGCAUAAGCAGUACGAACGUGAGGCGUGGUAUCUCCAAGAUGCGAAAGUCGCUUUCAUGCCCAUCGCUGCUGGUUUCGUCAUUUUGUUCAACACGCUCGUUCCGUUGUCGCUCUAUGUCACGAUGGAGAUCGUUAAGUUGGCGCAGAUGCUGAUGUUGCAGAUGGAUAUCGACAUGUACGACGAAGUGACGGAUACCCCCGCCGAAGCCCGCACGGCUACCAUCAACGAGGAGCUCGGUCAGGUUUCAUAUGUUUUCUCGGAUAAGACGGGAACGUUGACGGACAAUAUCAUGUUGUUCCGGAAGAUCUCGGUGGCGGGGUAUGCGUGGUUGCAUGAUCUCGAUUUACAGCAGGAGAGAAGGAGAGAAGACGGGAAGUUGUACUUGAGGCACAAGAAGAGAACUACGAAGAAGACGAUCAAGAGGCAGAAGAAGGAGGCGAUGUCAAGGGCCAAGUCGAUGGAUGUUGAUCGCGGUAUUAUGAGGAGUCAGAGUAUUCCGGUGAAUGGUGGUGAUUAUGGCGUUGUCACCAUGUCGGAGGACGCGGAGGAACCGCCACACUGGAAGCCGAGUGCGCAGCCCGGAAAGCAGCAGCCUGUCCGUAACACGAUCGAUUUGUUGGAGUACUUGCAGACGCAUCCGCAUACGAUCUUUUCGAGGCGUGCGAGGUUUUUCUUGUUAGCCAUAGCUUUGUGUCAUACGUGUCUUCCGGACACGAAUGAUGAGACUGGGGAUGUGGAAUACCAGGCUGCUUCGCCCGAUGAGCUGGCUCUUGUCAAUGCGGCGAAGGAGUUGGGAUACAUCGUCGUCGAUCGCAGCGUCAACGCGGUUAGUGUCAAGACGUACCCCAACGGAUUGGAGGAACAGCCCAUGGUCGAAGUAUACCAGAUCUUGGACGUCAUCGAGUUCAGUUCGAAGCGUAAGAGAAUGUCGAUCGUUCUCCGAUUCCCGGAUGGAAGGAUUUGUCUGUUUUGUAAGGGUGCUGAUUCGGUCAUUGCUGAGCGUUUGAGGAUGAAGGAUAUCGCGCAGAAGAAGAAGGCUGAUGUCAGGCGUUCGGCGAGUAUGCGCAAGUCUGUAGAGGCGGAGCGGUAUUUGGCGAGGAACAGCAUGAAUGCCGCCAGGCCACGUCCGAGUAUGCAGCUUGCCAGGCGCAGUACUGCCGAUCGCAUGGAGACCAUCCGUGAUCUCGAUGUGUGGUUGAAGGACCGCAAGGACUCGGUGGAUGACGACAGUAUCUACACCCGUACUUCCGUGCAAUUCGAUUCUCGGCACAGUAUGGCGUACGGUGAGCUCAAAUCUCCUUUGCCCUUGGAGCGCGAAUUUAGGAGUGACCUGGUGGAUCUUGUCGACGAUAAGAUCGUCUUGAAUGAUGCGCUUGUUUUCGAGCGUACCUUCCAGCACAUUGAUGAUUUCGCGACGGAGGGUUUGCGUACGUUGCUGUACGGGCACAAGUUCUUGGACAACAACGAGUAUCAGGUCUGGCGCAAGAUUUACAAUGAAGCCACGACGUCUCUUGUUGAUCGCCAGCUCAAGAUUGAGAACGCUGCUGAGAUCAUCGAGACUGAUCUUGAGGUUUCUGGUGCUACUGCCAUUGAGGACAAGCUGCAGCGUGGUGUUCCGGAGGCGAUUGACAAGAUCAGGCGUGCUGGUAUCAAGAUUUGGAUGUUGACUGGUGAUAAACGCGAAACUGCCAUUAACAUCGGCCACUCCUGUAGGCUGAUCAAGGACUUCUCGACUGUUACCAUUCUAGACUCCAAUGACACAGACAUGACCGGCACCAUGGCGCAAGCUAUGCUCGAUUUGCAGGAUGGACAUGUUGCACAUUCAGUCAUUGUCGUUGAUGGUGCAACGCUCGCGGAUAUCGAGUCCGAUAUGACGAUGAUGACGCUCUUCCUCGAUCUUGGUGUCAAGGCUGAUUCAGUCAUCGUUUGCCGUGCUUCCCCAAGUCAAAAGGCGACAAUGGUCCGUUCCGUCAGGAAGAAGGUGCAGCGCUCUGUCACGCUGGCUAUCGGUGAUGGUGCCAAUGACAUUGCCAUGAUCCAGGAGGCUCACGUCGGUAUCGGGAUCACCGGUAAGGAAGGUCUUCAGGCUGCCCGUUGCUCUGAUUACUCCAUUGCGCAGUUCAGGUUCUUGCAGAAGCUAAUGUUUGUUCAUGGACGAUGGUGUUACAUCAGGACGUCCAAGUUCAUUCUUGGUACGUUCUACAAGGAGUUGGUGUUCUACCUCAUGCAAGCUAUCUUCCAACGUCAUGUGGGUUACACUGGUACAUCUUUGUUUGAGUCUUGGUCGCUUUCGGUCUUCAACACCUUGUUCUCGUCGUUGCCGGUUAUCAUUCCUGGUGUUCUUAGUCAGGAUUUGCACGCUACGACGCUUCUUGCAGUGCCGGAGUUGUACCGCAAGGGGCAGCAUAACGAGGCGUUCAACAUCAAGGUCUAUCUUGGGUGGCAGUUCAUUGCUGUGUGUCAGGCGUUCAUGGGAUUCUACAUCGCACUUGCGUUCGUUGGUUUACCCUCAGCUGAUUCGGGUGACCUCUUCCAGUUCGGAAGUGCAAUCUUUACCUACGUCGUUAUUUUGGUCAUUGUCAAGCUUCAAUUCUUGGAGUCGCGUAACUGGAAUGCGAUUACUUGGGUUACGGCUGUCAUCACAACCUUUGGUUGGUUCAUCUGGAAUAUGCUUCUCAGCGGCAUCUACACCAACAACAAGAUCUACAAGGUCAAGGGCAACUUCAUCAACCAUAUGGGACGGAACUUGUCCUGGUGGUGUGCGGUUCUCUUGUCUUUGGCGGCUGCUCUCCUCUUUGACGUCCUGGUUUCGACGGUCCGUGCUAGCAUGUUCCCCACUGACUCUGACGUCUUUGCCGAGCUUGAGCACGACCCGGUUGUUCGCUUCCGUCUUGAAGAAGAGGCUGCUUCUGAAUUGCAAAUGGGAUGGAAUCGCGGAAAGAAGAAGGCUAGUGAGGAGAUCCGGAGAGAACUGGAGGUCGAGGAGCUGUUGAGGAACCGGCCCGACAACCUCGAGGAGACCAGCAAGUCCCGCACUUCACGCGUGACUGAGCGCCCUGUCUCCGGUGGCGAGUCAUCUGGUUCUACCAAAUACCUCAAUCCGCCUUACCGGAAGAACUCACUACGUGUCGACGAGCGGUCCAUUGGCUCCCGGUCAGAUCUUUCCAUUUCGGAACUGGACCGAGACGCCUCACCGGCGCGACCACCGGCACGACCACCGGCACGGAGGAUAUCAUUACCCGCAAGCAGUGAUCUGAAGUCGGCGUUGAAGCGGAGAGAUUCGUAGGGUUGAUGGUCAGGAGAGAGGGAGUGUCGCAGGAUUGGUUAUCUAUUGGUCGAACAAGGCAUGGGGUCCAUAGGAAAUAGCCGUAGGAUACGGAGUUCUGGUGUCGGUGUACUCUUUUGCAAAGCUUCUUCAAAAGUAUAACGUUAUACAAAGAUGAUCUCCGGCAGUUUCUCUAUACAUAUAUGUCUUGGCUCACGUG
Molecule: messenger RNA, 5444 nt
Organism: Saitoella complicata NRRL Y-17804
Lineage: Eukaryota; Fungi; Ascomycota; Saitoellomycetes; Saitoellales; Saitoellaceae
Product: phospholipid-translocating P-type ATPase
Exons: 2
Coding region: 335-5245 (1636 amino acids)
Biological process (GO): endocytic recycling; intracellular protein transport; post-Golgi vesicle-mediated transport
Cellular component (GO): plasma membrane
Molecular function (GO): ATPase-coupled intramembrane lipid carrier activity; ATP binding; magnesium ion binding
Source: RefSeq, a predicted model, not a curated record